UCAGGAUAUCACCAGUCUUGUUACAGAGGCAGAGGAGAGGGAGUCAUUAAGAGCGUAGGUCAGCAGAGCCGGGCAUGUGCCAAGAAUGGAGAAGCCUAGGCUGAGGACACAAGACAUCUACUUGGGAAUGUGCUUAUUUCUUUUGUAUAGGGUCAGAUUUCCUGAAACGUGGGUCCUGGACAUAACGUCUCUAGGAGGUCUUGGUGCUGCAGAUACAUGGGAUAGAAAUGGCAUUUGGCAUCCCGUGUCCCUGGAAACAAAAGAGCACUGUGCCUCUGCCAGCACGUUUAACAGCGCACGCUCCACAGUCAGUGCUCAAUCAACUCCUGUUGACUGUGUUGCUGCAGAGCCCGGGCAGUGCCCUGGGGAGAGGGAAGGCAAUAGCUAAACGUGUUUAUAGGGUUUUCAACAAAAUUAAGUUGAGCUCCCCUGUGUUAUGAGGCAAUUCUUUUAUCUCAGAUGUCUCUGGGGUUUUUACCAUAUUUGUUUUAACCAAAGACCAUCCUGGGAAACAGUUUCAACCCCAACUAGAAUUUAUUAUUUGAAAGCCAAGUGGGAGGGGAAAAAGGGACGCCAACAAAUAAAAUUGAAAAUAGGGCUUUUUAGUUUAAUAAAGUUAAAACUUAAACAACACCUAACAGUUUCGGCUCUUGACGUGGCUAAAACUUGGCAGUACUUUCGUUUUGCUCCUGGAUCCCUGGGGCCUGUUUCAAGAGCAGGGACACGCCUCUCUGUCUGUCCCUGCUCCCACUCCUUGCGGAGCGUAGGCCUGUGGCCCCAGUGCACGGGAUCGUGGAGUUGUGCCCAUGCCGACAAAGGCACAAGCGGGAACCACUCUGCUCAAAAGGAACAAAGGAGGCUUUGGUUCUGCCCGUGGAAAUCAGGAAGUGAGCCGUUGCAGCUGUUGCCUGCCCCAAGAACCGCUCUGUAACAUUAUCUGUGCCAGAUGUGUUGUGAAGCAGAUGGUCAGGCUGGCGCAGAUGUGGGCACUUAGCACCGUUGAGCCCUCACUUCUCCCCCUGCUGCCUCCGACACGCAGCCAAACUCCAUCAGACCCAAUUCUCUGGAGGUGAUGGAGGAAAAGGAGGAAGACACAUGGUGCACUUUUCCCAAACAAGUGCCUGGCAACCUUAUUGGAUUUGUGAGAAUCCUAUGGAGAGUGAAUCAGUCAUGCCUUCUGGAACAAUACAGAGUGGCAGAGGUUUGCAGAAUAAGAGUCAAUUUAGGACCAUUGCACCAAAAAUUGUUCCCAAAGUCCUAACGUCCAGAGUGCUGUCAGGCCACUCGUCAUCACUCUCCGAUCAGGUGACUCCAGGCCCUCCCGUCAGCUCCACACCGCUGGGGGUGCCCACCCAGAAUUAUGCUCUGAUGCAGGUUGCUGGCCCGGAGGGGACAUUUUCUCUCGUGGCAUUGCCUCACAUUGCCUCAGCUCAGCCAGUCCAGAAACGCAGACUGUCCCUGCCCGAAAACCUUAAACUGCCGAUUCCUCGAUACCAACCCCCAAGAAAUAACAAAGGAUCAACCAAGAACUCGAUCCGGAGCUCCUCUGAGAGUGGCUGUAGCAAACUUCCUGCCCAAACCCAAACGUCCCCUUCCCCCCCUGACCGCUCCGAGCCCCCUCCCCGUCCCAGCCCACCCGAGCCAGUGCCGUCACUGAACCCAGCCCCGGCCGGCAUCGGCGUGGACGCACUGACCGGUGACCAUGGACAGCUGAACCGUCCUGACACCCCAACAUCAUCCACUCCAGAGGAGCCCUCUGCCAAGCAGGGCCUCUUGAAGAUUUCAGGGAAAGAAAACUUUGCAAGCAAAGAAACAUCCAGUAAACCUUCUGUUGCUGCCAGUGAAAAACAUAAAGAACCACUUGAUCUUGCAAAAGGCACGAUCAGGUUAUCACCAGCCAUUUUUGGCAGUGCGCUUCAGUUGAUGCCCUCGGCCUCCAAAGGUAAACUGCCAAUCCUACCCUACUCUAGAACGAAAACAACAGAGGCUUAUAAAAAUGAGUCAGACGUUAACACUGUAGACCUUUCUUCACCUGGGCUCAGGGUCGACUGCGACAAGACAUCCACCAUCACAGAAGGCUCUGACGUAGCCGCCAGAAUGGCCACGAAGGUGUCUGUUCCGCAGGUGUUGAAGCAGAGUCCCUGUGAAAGUGCCUUUUGUUCAGCCACCAAACUGGAUCUCAACCACAAAGCAAAACUGAAUGGCGGGGCAGCAAAGAGAAAAGGAAGGAAACUGAAGGUACCAGAUGAGAUCUUGUCAUUUCAGGAGGAAAGGAGGAAAUGUAAAAGAAUAAAAAAUGACCCGCAACAAUCCAGAGACCAAAAACCUGGAGCUAUGAAAAAAUACCGUAGCAUUAUGCCCAAACCUGUCGUCAUCACGCCCACGCCCACUGUGACUCCCCUGGCUUCUCCUGCCGCUGUGCUACAGUCCCAAAGGCCCGGUGGCCCAGGACAGGACCUUCUGUUAAGUCAUUCUCUCCCUCCUAAAUAUCUCGGCUGCAAGCAGGACAACAGCUCUUCUUCCCCUAGGCCCAGCUCUGCACGUAGAAAUGGGUUCUCUGGCAUCAAGAAGCCUUGGCACCGAUGUCCCGUCUGUAACCACCACUUCCAGUUCAAGCAGCACCUUCAAGACCACAUGAACACACACACGAACCGACGGCCUUACAGCUGUCGGAUCUGUCGCAAGACGUACGUCCGUUCCGGCAGCCUGAGCUCACACGUGAAGCUUCACCACGGUGAGAACCGCCCGAGGAAACUCGUGUGCUGUGAGUUUUGUGCAAAGGUGUUCGGUCACGUCAGAGUCUACUUUGGCCACCUGAAGGAAGUGCACAGGGUCGUCAUCAGCACCGAGUCCGCCCCCAGCGAACUGCCGCCGGGGGACGCGCCGAAGAGCAGAGACAGGGAGGCGGCUGUGCAGAGGGACAAGUCCAGCCCCGAAGAAGACCUCCUCCUAAACCAGGCAGAUGAAGUCAAAUUGCAGAUCAAGUGUGGCCGCUGCCAGAUCACCGCCCAGUCUUUCGCCGAAAUCAAGUUUCACCUACUUUGUGUUCACGGAGAGGAAAUUCAGGGCAGGCUCCAAGAGGAGCUCUCCCCCGGGAGCCAGGCAGCUCCACAGGAACGGGCUCAACAAGCUGCUCCUUCCUGGAGGCAGCAUCCCGAGAGAAGGACACUGCUGCAGAAGCCCUGUCCCUCCGACGAGAAGGUACCUGCAUCUCCUAAAUUGAAAAGACAACUCUGCCUUCAUCGUCAGGGUGACGUGGAAACACUCACAGAAGAUGAAGGAGCCCGGCCUGGACCCAGCGGACCAGGAGAAGCCCCCCAGAGCCCCGCGUGUCCCAGCCCACACUCAGCACCCCUCCAGCUGCAGUCAGGUUUUAACUGCAUCCUCUGUGCACGGACCCUUGGGAAGAAAGAGGACCUCCUCCUGCACUGGGAACAAGGGCACAAUUGCGAGGAUGCUCCCAGGCUCUGGAAGAUUCUGAAGGUGUUCUCUCACCAGGGCGGCGUGGAGCUUCCCGGGAAAACAGGGAAAUGAACUGCUGGGGCCACAGGAGGGUAGAGAGAGUUUUGCACCACCGUUCCCUCCAACUUCUGGCUGUGUGGUGGUGCUCAGUGAUAAAAUCAAACACGUUGGGAGCAGCAAUAAUAAGCAGAAGUGAUUUUUGUACAUAAUGUUAUUUUCUUAUUAAAUAUAUGCCCUUGAUGAUGCAUAUUUUUCUAACUGUAUGCAGUUUUAUUUUAAAAUUCUAUAUACUAACUGUUCAUGUCUUAGAAUUUUUUUGAGAAUAAAUAAAGAGAUCGGAAUUUAGAGAUUGAGAUGUACAGGAUUUUAGGCUGUUCUGCAGAGACCGUUUCCAGUAAAAACAUGUGCUCGAGUAUG
This is a messenger RNA of Phyllostomus discolor (pale spear-nosed bat), 3879 nucleotides long. It is a transcript of the gene ZNF438, whose product is annotated as zinc finger protein 438. Gene Ontology annotation, molecular function: DNA-binding transcription factor activity, RNA polymerase II-specific; sequence-specific DNA binding. The transcript is spliced from 3 exons. Lineage: Eukaryota; Metazoa; Chordata; Mammalia; Chiroptera; Phyllostomidae. Bases 1096 to 3534 code for a protein of 812 amino acids. The record is from RefSeq and is a predicted model, not a curated record. Gene Ontology annotation, biological process: regulation of transcription by RNA polymerase II. Gene Ontology annotation, cellular component: nucleus.